AUGACAACAUUGAUUCCUCCUCAACAGGCCCCAUCCUGGGAUUUUACCCCUACUAAAAUCCUUGACUUGACGAACAAGACCAUUGACGAUUCUAAUGCUUUAUUCGCCAAGCUUGCCAAGAUAGAAACCCCUACCAUUGAGAAUUUUGUGAGGCCUUUGAUUGAGAGAGAAAAUGAAACUGACCCAUUGCUCAACCAACUUACGUUUUUGCUUAAUGUGUCCGCGGAUAAAGACGUGAGAGAUGCAUCAACAAAAUCCUCUGCUAUGUUACAGGAUUGGAGUAUCGAGACGCAAUUAAGACAUGAUUUAUUCAUUCAACUUGACAAGCUCUGGUCGAUCUACAAGGAUAAUGGGAAGUUUAAGAAGGAGAAUCUUGAGUUUUAUCGGUAUAUGGAAAAAGCCCAUAAAAAUUAUGUUCGUGCAGGUUUAAAUCUACCCGAAGAUAAGCGCGAAUUGGUUAAGACAUUGAAGCAAAAAAUAGCUGCCAAUUGCUUGCAGUACCUUUCGAAUUUGGGAGAACAGCAGGAAUAUGUCGCUUUUACUGAGGAGGAGCUUGAGGGCGUUUCUGACACCUUGAAAGAACAGUUUGAAAAGACUGUGGAAGACGGAGUGGAGAAACUGAAGGUUACUUUUAAGUAUCCAGACAUCUUCCCUGUCCUUGAAACAGCCAAAAACCCUGAGACCAGAAAGAGAGCCUUUGUUGGAGAUCAAAACAAAGUGCCCCAAAACGAGGCCCUCUUGCUUGAGACAUUGAAGUUGAGAGAUCAGCUUGCGUCUGUUCUAAAUUACGACACAUAUGCUGCUUAUAAUUUGGAAAAGAAAAUGGCCAAGAGGGUCGAUGCCGUCAUGGACUUUUUAGAGGACUUGAAGGUUCGCUUGGCCGAGGGUGGAAUGAAAGACAUGGAAUUGCUAAAGCAAUUGAAGAAAGCGGAGUAUGAGGAAAUGGGUCGUUCUUAUGAUGGUCACUUUUAUAAUUGGGAUAACCGUUACUAUACUAAUAAGUACAUGAAGGACCAUUACGGUAUAGACGAUGAGAAAGUGUCUGAGUAUUUCCCUAUACAAAGCGCAAUUGACGGGAUGUUGAAGAUUUAUGAAACUCUCAUGAGUUUAAAGUUUGUUGAAGAAAACGACCCAAAUAGAAGGAGUGUUUGGCAUCAGGAUGUUAAACAAUUUGCUGUUUGGAAUGUAGAUGUCAAGGAUAAGCCUACUUUUGUGGGCUGGAUAUACUUUGAUUUGCACCCAAGACCUGGUAAGUAUGGACACGCUGCAAAUUUCGGUCUUUCCUCCUCAUACUUGAGGCCUGAUGGCUCAAGAUCCUAUACGGUCACCGCUUUGGUUUGUAACUUCUCAAAGCCAACUCCUACUAAACCAUCCUUGUUGAAACACAAUGAACUCAUUACCUUCUUCCAUGAAUUAGGUCAUGGUAUCCACGAUCUUGUUGGUAAUUGUAGUGUGGGGUCUUUAAAUGGGCCUGGUGCUACAGAAUUUGACUUCGUUGAAGCUCCAUCUCAAAUGUUAGAGCACUGGCCAUGGAAUAAAGACAUGUUGCAGCAACUAUCACGUCACUAUAAAACUGACGAGAAGAUACCUGAUGAAUUGGUCAAGUCUUUAGUUGCAACAAGGAAUGUUUUCCGUCCUAUGAGAUAUCUAAGGCAAUUACAUUUUGGAUUCUUCGAUAUGACCGUACACACCACUAAAGACAUUGACCACUUAGAUCUUCGCACCUUAUGGAAUAAGCUCCGCGAAGAAAUUACUCAUGUUGACAAUGGUGGUGUUUUAACUACCGGUUACAAUUCUUUCUCGCAUAUAAUGAGCGAUGAAUAUUCUGCCGGUUAUUAUGGAUAUUUCUGGGCCAGUGUAUUUGCUGAUGAUAUGUACUACACGAGGUUUGCGGAUGAUCCAUUGGAUCCUGAAACAGGUCGGGAGUAUAGAGACAUCAUCUUGGCCAGAGGUGCCCUAUAUGAAAUUAGUGAUAAUUUACAUGAAUUCUUAGGCAGAGAAUCUAACAACACAGCCUUCUUGCAAGAUUGUGGCCUAGCUUAA
Eremothecium sinecaudum is the source of this 2043-nucleotide messenger RNA. RefSeq names its product metalloendopeptidase (gene PRD1). Gene Ontology annotation, biological process: proteolysis; peptide metabolic process. Lineage: Eukaryota; Fungi; Ascomycota; Saccharomycetes; Saccharomycetales; Saccharomycetaceae. The transcript has a single exon. Bases 1 to 2043 code for a protein of 680 amino acids. The record is from RefSeq and is a predicted model, not a curated record. Gene Ontology annotation, molecular function: metalloendopeptidase activity. Gene Ontology annotation, cellular component: mitochondrial intermembrane space.